UAUGAUUGGCAAUGUGUGUGCCAAGUUUGACCUCAAAAGGUCAAAUAUUAAGGUCACUAGAGUGACUAAAAACGAGACCCUGUUUUUUAGGCGAUUUGUGCGGGAUCGAGCCUGUCGUUGUGCGCGCAUGGCCUUGAGAUUCGGCGGGGUAAGGUUAUCUUGCUGCCACUGUACAUAUGUGAAUGAUUAAUGUGAGAUUUGUAUGGAGUUUUCCAUGUUGGAGAAUUGCACCCAUGAGGCAUGUUGAGAUUCUCAGAUUCUCAAAACGAAGCAAAACUCCAUCGAAUGUUCGCAUCGCAACGUACUUAAUUUUUGAAACUAUUUAAAAGCCUUGGAGUGGCUUGGUGAUGUUUAAGUUCGUAAAUGAAUUUUCAAGCAAUUUCGAUUCUUCAAAAUCUUUUUGGGAACUUGCGGACUUUUUUUUCUAACGUUUCUAACGAGUCGAACUCGUGAUGAAUGCCCUCAUUGUUUCAUUCAUUGUUUCCACCUAGCAACAUAACUUAAAAGUUUUGCUCCCGUUUCCACUGGUGUGCGAGAGGUCAAAGCGGGAAAUAAAACUUCUGUCUCCAUAAUUCGUCCUGGACUAGGGACCUACUUGGUCUUACUUCAUUCCUUACUUCACAUCACAAGGGUGCAAAUUAAGCUGACAUCCAGGACCCUUCACCCUGUCCAGAAUUCAACUUAAAUUUGUCUACCCAAAUAAGUCAACUAAAUUUGUCUAGUGUAUCGUAAGUCACUUCUCCCUAACUUAAACCCUCACAUGACGAGCAACUCUCAAGCAGAACAAGUGACAUUUAAGGCAACCGCUUUCAACGAAAAACUCUUACCUGCCCUUCAAUAAAUAGCAUUAUAUUCGCCGACUCUGAAAUUAAAUUGGGUGUAAUAAUAUGGACCCGGACCCCAAUAAUAAGAAACCUUGGACCGUGGUUGUCAAACAUCCCUCCGAAAUGGACGAGUUUGCUAAAAAGAAACUGGGUCAAAUGCAAGCUCAGUAUUCAAAAUGGGACUCGGACCCAAAAUCGGCAGAGUUCUUCAACCAAUUUAGGCUGUGCAGCAUCGUCAUUUGUGGCAACUGUAACCUUGACGAGUCGCAACUUGGGGGCGAGAAACUGAAACGAUGCUCCCGUUGCAAAAGUAUUGGAUAUUGUUCGCCUGCUUGUCAGAAGGCGCACUGGCCAAAACACCGACAAACUUGUGGCGUUCCCCUACUCUCCAAAGAAGAUCAAGCUAAGCAUAAUGACAUGAUGAUGAACGUCGGUAAAGAGUUAGCCAAACAGUUGGAUUCUGUAACCAGCGAGAAGGAAGAGAAGAACAAAUCAAACACUUCAAACAACGGGGCGAAAAAAGGGAAAAUUGUCAAUUCACCCAAACCAGUCCAUCUGACAAAAUGUGGGUCUUGUGGAAAGGACGAAGUUGAGCAGGAAGGGGGGCUGAAAAGAUGUGCCCGCUGCAAAAGUAUUCGAUACUGCUCAUUCAAUUGUCAAAAGGAAGACUGGCCAAGACACAAAAAGGUCUGCAUUGCAGCCCCGGUUGAUCUGGGGGAUGACUGUUCAUGCACCCAAUCACUGUCACCGAGGACGGCCUGAAGUUCCAGGAGAUGGAGGGCCAACCUAAGCUGGAGAGAAAGAAGGGGUCAAAUAAAAAAUAGCUGAAUAAUCCGUCCACAUGACCCGGAAUUCGACACACAAAAACUAUGAAUUAAUUAAUUAAUAACUUUUUUAAAUUAUCAAUCACUAUAAUCACCGAAGCUGCACAAUUUCAAAAUCGAAUAUGUAUGUACUCCGUCAUGUAUGAUUUUCCUCCAAUUUACGACCUGGUGAAGGUAUCUGUAAAGCUUGUCAAGAUUAAAUUCACUUUCAAAAAACA
This is a messenger RNA of Folsomia candida, 1866 nucleotides long. Its product is annotated as protein CBFA2T1. The transcript has 5 exons. Lineage: Eukaryota; Metazoa; Arthropoda; Collembola; Entomobryomorpha; Isotomidae. Gene Ontology annotation, biological process: regulation of transcription by RNA polymerase II. Gene Ontology annotation, cellular component: nucleus. Bases 888 to 1586 code for a protein of 232 amino acids. Gene Ontology annotation, molecular function: DNA-binding transcription factor activity, RNA polymerase II-specific. The record is from RefSeq and is a predicted model, not a curated record.